Acyrthosiphon pisum (pea aphid) is the source of this 1644-nucleotide messenger RNA. RefSeq lists its product as uncharacterized. The coding region runs from base 169 to 1338 and encodes 389 amino acids. The transcript has a single exon. NCBI's taxonomy places the organism in Eukaryota, Metazoa, Arthropoda, Insecta, Hemiptera, Aphididae. The record is from RefSeq and is a predicted model, not a curated record.
UUACACCCGACCGCCGCUCAUUCGCGCAACAACACCAAGUGACACCGAACGUCGUCGGUGCGCACACACUGUUCAUUGCUAUCACAACAACAACAACAACAACAAGAACAACGGAGGUCCGACUACCGGGCACACAAAAAAACCACCGCGGUCAAUCAUACCGUACCGAUGACGCGCCCGCCAACGGCGGUGCUAAUGCUGCUGUCGUGCGUCAUCCCGAUGUCGCCGUGGCCGGGGUUCACCGUGGUCACGGGCACGUGGAUCGGCCACCCGGAAUCGCCGUUUGCAGACCGGAUGGCGCUGUUCGAGCACGUGCUGAUGAACGACACCCGGUGGUUGCCGGUGCUCAAGCAGAGGAUCAAGCUGUCCGUGCUCAGCCUGCCGCGGUACCGCAUGACGGAAUCCUACAACGACGUUUUGAAACGGGUUCAGCUGGUGGACCCGAACGAUAAAGAGGAUCCUGAGGUCUUAGAUGUUAUAAAGGAACUGAUGGACAAGACCCCGUGGUCGGGCACCAACGUGAACUUCACCGCGUACGCACUGAGCACCGGGGUCACGUGCUUCACGUACAACAACGUGUCGUUUGUGCUGUCACUGAUCGUCAACCGCAUUGGAAUGUUGACGCGAAAAAUGAUGGGAAAUAACGACGACGACGGUAAGGGCAAGAAUAAGGUCGACGAGAACGUGGACGGCAAUAGCUCAGACAGUAAAGUCGGCGAGUCCUCGGACAAGCCCUUAGACAAGGUCGACGACGCGAUGGACGACGUGCGCAUGAUGUUUGCAGUGCUCGUGGACAAGGUGGCGGCCGUGCAAGGUGAGCUGUCGUUUUUCGCCACCGGGCUGUACGAUUACGACGGCGCGAAAAAUAAGGACGACGACCUCAUUCUGCUCAGAAUGCUCGAGUUGAUUAAGCAAGAGGUAGACAUCAGGCUUGAACGGAACUGUCACCCCACCCCCCAUACGGAGAUAUACCAGUACCUGGGUGAGUAUGAAAGUCUGAACAACUCUCCGACUCCGCCAGAAGAGCUCGCGCCCAACGAUGAAACGCUGGAAAACGAGCUGAUCGAGUUCGAGAAGAUCAUCGACUGCAUGAUAGACGUUUACGACGGGCUCGGCGUCGAAACGAUGCCCAUGGAGACUUGGUUACCAAUUAUCGAUUACAGAAUACCGAUCAGCAUGAACAUCAAAUUCUACAUAAAUAACGUGCUUAAAGUUCAAUCUGAUGAAACAGGGUCGGACCGAUUGAAAAGCGUGACCAAUCAAGAAAAAAAGGAAGGAAAAAAGAAGAAAAAGAAGAAGUCAAAAAAGAAAAAAGAAAAGAAAAGACGAUAUAAAUAAACACUCAAAAUCCCAGGCAGUACAAACCGAUGGGGCGUUGGCAAAUAUACGAAUAGAAAAUUAUUAUAUUAAUUUAAAUAUCCCGAGUGUGGUUAGCAUAUUAUACGCAUUUAUUAGUUAUGAUUUUUUAGAAACAACAUAGGUAACUCGAAUAGUUAUUGUUAUUAAAGUAAUCUAUAUCCGACACUGUGUCCCUAGAGUCUAUAUAUUAUUAUAGUAUAAACAAUAUAUUUAUCAUUACAUUUCGCUGUAUAUAAGUGAACUAUAUUUUACCGAAAUAUAAUAGUUUCAGUGUCUCGCAUUUUA